Messenger RNA from Meyerozyma guilliermondii ATCC 6260, 2109 nucleotides. RefSeq lists its product as uncharacterized. Gene Ontology annotation, biological process: mRNA splicing, via spliceosome. Bases 1 to 2109 code for a protein of 702 amino acids. Gene Ontology annotation, molecular function: GTP binding; translation elongation factor activity; GTPase activity. Gene Ontology annotation, cellular component: U4/U6 x U5 tri-snRNP complex; cytosol; U2-type catalytic step 2 spliceosome. The transcript has a single exon. Lineage: Eukaryota; Fungi; Ascomycota; Pichiomycetes; Serinales; Debaryomycetaceae. The record is from RefSeq and is a predicted model, not a curated record.
AUGAAGCGUGAUAUGUCGAUGACAUUUGUUCUCAAUAAAAUCGACCGAUUGAUCCUUGAACUUCGCUUACCGCCGCUAGACACCUACUUGAAGCUACAGUACAUCGUUGACGAUGUGCUAUCAUUCAUAGAGGAAAAUGAGUUCUACUCGGCAUAUUCACACAAGUUUGAAAUGAGUCCUGCUUCCGGUCAUUUCUUGUUUGCUUCGGCAACCUACUGUUUCUGCUUCUCCUUGGAAACAUUUGGGUCUCUCUACGCCAAAAAUCACGAAAAUCUCGAUGUCGCUGACUUUUCUGAAAAGUUGUGGGGUGAUUGGUACUAUGAUUCUACCACGAACAAUCUCACUUCAAAACCACACCAAAGGUUGGAACGUACAUUUGUCAAGUUGGUCUUGGGGCCAGUGUACAAAUUGUUCACUGCUAGUUUGACUUCAAACUCAGCUGGUGAAAGCAUUGCGUCUCUCCUUUGGCUGAACUUUGGUAUUCAACUAGACAAGUCAAAGUACAAGCAGGACGUGCAAAUCCUACUCAAGGAUGUCUUUCACACCACCAUUGGCACAGCGUCCUUUGUAGAUCUGGUGUCUAUUUGCAUUGUCUCUCCUAAGAAAAUACCUACUCGCCAGACCAACAGUCCGAUUUUAACGCAUAUUGUCAAACUAAUUGAACAUGCUGAUGGGCUGGGGUUCGACUCCUUGGUCAGAAUAGUCAAGGGAACAUUGACCAAGGGCCAGAAAGUGACUGUGUAUGGAGACAAUUAUGUGGAAGACGAUGAAAAUUAUAGAAGUGAAAUCAUAGAUGCCAUACUUGUGCCAGGAGGAAGGUAUAACUUUGAGGUGGAAGAAGCAGGUGAAGGGUCUAUUGUUCUAGUCAAAGGAAUCGACUCCAUAAUUUCCAAAUCAGGCACCUUGGCUCUUUCAGAUGACUACAUUUUUCCGAGCCAAAGCUAUUCAAAAAAUUCUGUGUUCAAGGUGGCUAUCGAGCCGUUUGUUCCUAACGAUUUACCAAAGAUGUUGGAUGGGCUCAGAAAGGUCAGCAAGUCGUAUCUCGCUUGCUCUGUCAAAGUGGAAGACAGUGGAGAACACUUGGUAUUUGGAAGUGGAGAGCUUUAUUUGGACUGCGUUCUACAUGAUCUUCGGAACUUUUUCACGGACGACUUGGAGAUCAAAGUCAGCGAUCCAAUGCCCAAAUUUAGUGAAACCUGUAGCGAAACUUCGUUUACGGUGAUUUCGACUCAAUCUGGGGAGAACUCCAUUUCCGUCAUUGCUGAACCGGUAAAUGAUACAAAGUUGAGUCUUGCAAUCGAGAAUGGUAAGAUCAAUUUGAACGAAGACAUAAAGACUCUUUCGAAAAAGUUGAGACUUGAGUACGGAUGGGAUGCCCUUGCUUCGCGAUCAGUAUGGUGCUUCGGUCCCGAUGAUAUCCAGAGUCCCAGUAUAUUAUUGGACGACACUUUGGAAGCUGAAACCGAUAAGAAGUUGCUCUACUCAGCGAAACCUCAUAUUAAUCUCGGUUUCAAAUGGUCAGUGAAUGAAGGACCAUUGUGUGAUGAACCUAUACGAAAUACCAAGUUCAAAAUUCUCGAUGCCACAAUCAGUGGAGCAGAAAUCAGCCGUGGAGGUGCUCGUUUAAUUCCUCUCAGUCGCAAAGCAUGCUAUACUGGAUUUUUAACCGCUUCUCCUCGACUCAUGGAACCUUAUUAUCGUGUUCAUGGAACAUGUCCUCACCGAGCAAUUGCUGUGUUCACAGCACUUUUGGGCAAGAGAAGAGGGUACUUGGAAAGCGAAACUCCAAUUCCAGGAACUGGUUUAUUUCAAGUUGUAGGACUUGUACCAGUAAUUGAAGCGGUUGGACUUGAAACUGAAAUAAGACUCAACACCCAAGGCCAAGCCAUGUGCUUUUUGGUGUUUGACCUGUGGAACAUAGUACCUGGAGAUCCCUUGGAUGAAACGGUUCCAUUGCCUACCAUGAAACCGGUUCCUGAUGAAUCUUUGGCAAGAGACUUUGUCCUCAAGACAAGACGAAGAAAAGGGUUGAGUGGAGAGCCCAGUCUUCAAAAAUAUGUUGACCAAGACCUCUAUCAUAGUCUUAAACAUAAUGGUUUGGUGCCUUAA